This is a messenger RNA of Oryzias melastigma (Indian medaka), 625 nucleotides long. Its product is annotated as PRELI domain-containing protein 1, mitochondrial-like. Gene Ontology annotation, cellular component: mitochondrial intermembrane space. The record is from RefSeq and is a predicted model, not a curated record. Gene Ontology annotation, biological process: phospholipid transport. NCBI's taxonomy places the organism in Eukaryota, Metazoa, Chordata, Actinopteri, Beloniformes, Adrianichthyidae. Gene Ontology annotation, molecular function: phosphatidic acid transfer activity.
UUUAAUGUAUCGUGUGUUCGAUGUAGUUUUAUUAUUAUUAAUUUAUUCAUCACUUCUGGACAAGAACAAUACCGUAAUCUCACUUUUUAAGACUCGGUGCUGCUGAUUGAUUCAGUCACGUGACUGAGACCAGGCGGUCUGUAACGUGGUGUAGGCUCGCCCUCUAGCGGCUGAAUGUGGGACUCGCAGGCGGUUCCGAUCCGGCUGAUCCCAGACUCCAGCGCUGGAGGACUGCGAACAGAACCGCUGCGGUGUUCCGCUAAUGCCGCCGCCGAGCCGGAACGUCCACCCGCAGGAUCCGUGAGGUAAACAGCUUCAUCUGUGCGUGUUCUGCUCGGUCUGAACUUACUGGAGAUCCAGGAUCUGAAUCGAGCUUUUGGUUUUGGACCUUCAGCUGAAAUAAUGAUACAAAAAGGAACUUUAUCCUGAAGUUCCAGAGCUCACGCUGUGAUCGUGAGUGAAGCCGCAGACUCCGGAGACCGUCCGUGACACCUCACUUUGUACUGCUGAAGAAGUCGUGACUGAGAGCAGCGAUGGGACGCUACUUUCACAGUGAAGUCCACAUCCACAGUCCUUGGGCUCAGGUGGUCGCCGCCUUCUGGCAGCGAUACCCAAAUCCGUACAG